CAGUGCCAUCUGCUCACUCAACAGGCUGCAGAUGAUCUGAAAGCCGAACUGGUCAGACAGUCGAAGGAAAAGGUCCGUGGCCGAGAAAUCGGAGAAGGAAAUACAAGAUGAGAAUCCGUUCUGGAUCCAACUGAGGAUGGGAGGACGGCAGAAUUUCAUGAGCGCGGAGGCUGUCGCGCGUUCCAAGAGUUCUUCGUCGUGCUUGCAAAAACACCGACCGACCGAGCGUAUAUCUUGGCUGAUUAUUCUUCUGAACAUGUUCGUGUUGCACGGAUGUGAAACCUUGCGAGUGUUGAUAAUGGGGAACUAGCGUACCAAAACGGUGAAGUAGAUUUUCACGGAUUCAGAUCUCAUGGACUCACAUCGUCAGUGCAAUCCAAUACCUGCAUUGUUUGAUCCGUAUUAAAAAACUGCUUCGACAUUACAACAUGUUUUGUUGUGAAGUGAAAUGCACAUGGAACUUGAAGAAGGUCGUGUUAUUCUCAUCUCAUAAG
Molecule: messenger RNA, 494 nt
Organism: Marchantia polymorpha subsp. ruderalis
Lineage: Eukaryota; Viridiplantae; Streptophyta; Marchantiopsida; Marchantiales; Marchantiaceae
Source: the annotation of a GenBank genome assembly